Molecule: messenger RNA, 417 nt
Organism: Eutrema salsugineum
Lineage: Eukaryota; Viridiplantae; Streptophyta; Magnoliopsida; Brassicales; Brassicaceae
Exons: 2
Coding region: 1-417 (138 amino acids)
Molecular function (GO): zinc ion binding
Source: RefSeq, a predicted model, not a curated record
AUGAGUUUCCAAUCCACAGCUUUCACACCUACCUACUCCCGCGGGAUUCCCAGGUGCUGUUCGUGUGGCCAGAAAACAGCGAUACUCAAGUCAACAACUGUUCAAAACCCAGGCAGGGAAUUCUACAGGUGUAUUGCCGCGAAAAAGGGAGAUUAUGGCCAUGUCUUCAAGUGGGUCGACGAAGCUAAAUCAGAGGAGCUCGAUAUCUUAACCGAAAGUAACAUUGAAUUACAAAACGAAAUUACCAUCCUCAGAUCGGCGGAGGCGAACUUAAAGAGUCAGGUACAAACUAUCCUCGCAACUAUUCAGACAUUGAAGAACGAAACCCAAGCUACAAAACAACAACUAAGGAUUUACGCUUACUCUACCACCUCCUGCUGUAUCGUUGUUCUAGCCGUUCUUCUUCUCAAGUAUUAA